AGAUUUCUAUUAAAGUUAUGGUUUUCACAGCAUCUGAUCCUCAAUAAUUAGUCUACUUUAUGUUUUGCAGAAGUCUUGAAAGAAGCAGAGUCCUUUCACGCCUGCCAAAUGCAAAGGUGACACAGAGCCAAACCCUGGGCUUCUGUACAUAGACUGGUUUGAACAGAGUUGCACAGUUCACGUCCCCUGAGGCUCUGCCUGCUCUCUGUGGGACUCUUGUGUGAGUUAAAGGGUAGAACUGACACUGGGAUGAACAGGCCUUUGGGGUGGAAGUGCCUUCAAGCCAGUGCAGAAGUGCAAACUUUCCUCAUUGGUGGAAUCUCCAUCCUCCUCCCCUUCCUUUAUGUGGAAGCAUGGAGUCUUUGCAGUACUCUUUCCACAAUUCCAAAGUCAAAACCUAGACAGAAGUUUUCCUGACCAGAUUCCUGUCCUCAUUAGUUCAGUUGAAAGGGGGUCAGACAUCUGGUUCCAAGUACAGCUCUGUGGUGAGUAUGUAGGGCUUUUUCUUUCCAGAGAAAAAAUCCCUAAAUCUGGCCAUUUAAGACACAAAUUUUAUAGGAGCUAAAGUUGGGCUGUGCAAAGUUCACCUCAUUAAAAACAAGCCCAAACCAAAUAAAAGCAGAGAAUAACAGCAUAAAAAAUGUGGGCCCUGAAUGUCAGAGCAUGUGUGUUAGGAACUGGUAAGAAGUGAAGGGGAAAGUACAGAUAUAUCCACAUAUAUUCAAAGUCCUUGUUUUUUUUCCACAAGUAAGUUUACAUGCUUGUGGAGUGUCUAGAGAAGGGGAACAUCAGUGCAGAACACAGUGUUAGGAUUGCUAUGACAGCUACCCUAAUUUGUUAGAAAAUAUAAUGACUUCAAGCCUGUGUUAGAAGAUACUGAAUAAAUUCAGCCUAGAUAAAAUGUUCCAACACACCAAGUCAUUUUUUGACUCUGCAGUUGUUAACUGGCCAAUGAGAGACAUUCUAAAUUGUCUUGAGUUUGAUAUCUCCUUCUAAAAAAUACACCUUUUUUCAUUAUCUGAAGAUAAGUACCAAGAUUCACUAGCCAGGUCUGGAAAUACUGACUUUGAAAGGAACUAACUCUAUGUCUACUCAGCACUUAAGAAAUUAUUUGGCUUUAAAGCAUAAUCCUUUUGUCUCAUCUAUUUCCCUCUUUUAUGACAUUUGGUAUAUUCUUCCUCUUUUUCCAGUGUUCUUUGGGAUACUGAUCCCAACUUAACAACUUCAUUGUCUCUGUGGCACAAGAUUGUCUUGGUAACAUUUAUGGGAAUAAACCAAGGUUGCCAUAGGGAGUGGACUUAAUGGUUUAAUUCUUAAUAAAGGGACAAUUUUCCUGGUCAGACAAGUAAACUACAGAGUUUGUCCCACUUCAGAAGCACUGGGAUAUUGUGAUUCACAGGGUUCAGUUUUUGAAGAUAGCAAAUUACAUCCCACAUACUGCUGAAGAUCAGAUUUCACUAUUACUGGAAGUUUGUUGUCUGAUUUGGUUAAUAUAUUCUUCUCAGUGUAGUAAUCAAAACAUUUAUCUCUCCAUGGUGGUGCUUUCUGUUGAAGCUUAGCCUUGGGACUCUCCCUAAGGCUCAGCCCUAAGGUUGAGAUAAAGGACCUUCCUUAUUUCAUAAUUAACCCAGCAAUGGGCUCCUGCAUUAGAAGGAUGGAUGGAUGGAGACAUGAUCACACCUGAUAAGUCUGUUUGUAGCACUCAUUCAGGCACAGGUUGGGGAAAACAAGGAGAAUGAGGUGUGUAUUACAGCAGAGUGAUCCUUGGGGCUCAUAAUUAAGAAGAAGGAACCUCCCAGGGCCAACACUGGUGGGACUCAGUGCAUAGACAAGUUUUCUUUUGUCAGAAAUGGAAGAGCCUGUUCAUCACUUGUAAACUGCUCUCCCUCAGCGCCAUCUGCUUCUUCCCAUCAGGAAUUUGGAUUUCAGGAUUCAUCACAGUGCAGCCAACUGCAGACUCAGAUUCUGCCAACGCUGGGAAAGCUGCAAGUCAGGCCAGCCUGUGGAGCCUGCCACAUUCCUGAGUCCCUGAUUCAGGCUUGCAAGUUUGUCAUCAAGUUGGAAAUUGAAACCAGAGGAGUUAGCAGCAGGGCCUGUGCUCCUAAAUCAGUUGGUAAUGGGUGGAUUGUCCUAUGCCUUCCCCAGGAGGAAAGCCAAACUCCCUACAGGAGCCUCCCAGCACCUGGAAGAGCUGUGACACAGGCAUGGAAGUGCAGUGUGGCCCUGGGGAUAUGCCUCGGGCUGGCAAAGGGGGGAAAACAAGAUUUGCUUAGAUGCAAUCACUGCUUCUUUUCUUAUCACUGCACUGCCAAAUGCCACUGUGGGAUUUACAGCCAACUGUGGUUCCAAGUGACAGAUUUCCAUGAGGGAAAGGGCCAAGUCCCUGGGGAUGCUCUGUGCCAAGGUCCCCUCUGUGCUUUGGGUGCUGCUGCUGGUGGGAGGCACAAAGUGAACCCUGAUAUCAGGCCUUGAAAAAUAGUUUUCAGGUCAUUAACUGAGUCAGGCCAGCUUCUACUGCUGGAUUCUACUGGGAAUCUGGAAUAGAUGGCUGAUGAAUUUCCUCUGGAUGUGCACACUGUCACUGGGAAUAGAACUUGGUGUGCUAAGGUGGAAAGGCAUUAGAAAUACAGUAACAUUUUGAAUCACAGGCUUGAAUAGCAGCUCAUCCUGGGCUUGGAAGUUGAGUCGUGUGUUCAGAGCACCACCCUAGAAAUGGGUCCAUCAGAGACACAACCUCCAGCACAGGAGAACUGUCUGAGAGCAGCUGAUGAUAUUUAAAUGUAUUGCUGCCUAGGAAACCUGGGCUCCAGGACUUCAUUUCCAGAAGGGCCUAAUGACUAAAGCAAUAACUUGGAUCAAAGCCGUUUAUCUGAUUUUCUUUUAAUGGCUUGAGUUUGGCCAGGAGGAAAGUAUGGCAGAUAUGCAGUAUUUAAAUAUAUAUUCAAGAGUCAAAUCUGCCUGGAUAAAAUCUACAGAAGUGCCAAGGUGAGUUACACACUGAAGACUCAUCUUUCUAAAGAAUGUGUGCUCUGAAUGUAAUUCUUAUUAAAAACCAAUUAACCAGCUCCUAAGAGCCUAAAGUACCUUCAAGAAUGGGAUUAUAUUCCUGAAUCAUUUGAGAUUUUCAAAAUACGACCUGACAGAUGUAAGUUUGGUGCAAAAUAAAGGGCCCAUCUAAUAAUCUGAGUUAAACAGGUUUGGGUCAAGACAUUCUGUGGAAGAAGAACAAUAAAAUUUACCUCUUAGUACCUCAGAGAUGGAUGAUAAAAGUACUGAGGGAGAAAUUUCCAAAAGCUCAUCACAGGCAGCUCUUUGUCUCCCUUACCUCCGGUUUCACAAAUCUGUUUUACCAGAGAAAAGCUAAAUAUCAAACAUCCAUUUUCCGUAUCUGUAUCUGCAGUGGCUCUUCCCCUGCCUGUGUGGGGCAGCUUAUAUGUGUUGGUGUGAGACAGCAGUUGUACAGAAAUGAUCCCUGCAGUCAGAAUUCCUGUGUUCAAGUGAAGCACAUAAAACCUUUCAGGCUGUGCUCUGAAUCUUUGUGCUGUGGCUUCUUUCCACAGACAGGAUUUGUUUGAAGAAAGGAUCCCUAUUUGCAUGUAAUGUUGUGUUAAAAUGGCUAUUUUGAGAUGUAUUUUGAGAGCAAGGGCACUGUCUCCCUAAUUCAAAUGAUUUUUCUUCUCUAGAAAAAUAACCAGUUCUGCCAAUAAGUGUAUAAAUAGAAUGUUUGUCCAACAGUUGUGCAAAAAUGCUUAACAUUUAAGGGGUUUUAAUGAUAAAUUUGGAAUGUUUAUCCAGCACAGUAGACGUUGCUACUGAGGUCAGCGGGUUUUGGGAGGAAUGCUGGAGAGCAAAGAUUAAAUACAGUGUGUAUGUUCCCAGUGGAUUCAACACUGCUGUGCCCAGAGGUCACUUCACUCCUCCUUCAGUCAGCUCACUACACCUACCUUUGGAGUGAUUGGGGCUGAGUCAGGAUGUUAUCACAUCUCAGCAGUUUCAUUCAUUUAAUGGCCUGGAUUCUUUAGAUUUCCAACUGCUGCAGAGGAAGUGCCAAGGUCUAGGUACUUCCAGCUUGUUCAACAGCACGUUGAAAGCACAAAAAGCUUCAGUGGUUCAAGCCCAGAGCAGCCCUGAGACUUUGCUCCAGAUGUUUGGCAGUACUGAGGACACUGUGGCAAUCUGAUUUUUCUUUAUCAGUGGCAGGAAAGACAAAUGCCAUUGGCUGCUGGCUGUGUUUGGGUACCACCCAUCAGCAGCAUUCAGAAGUUAAUUCCAUCAUUCCUAAGCGUUCAAAUAAACAACAAGAAGAAAAAUAAUUUUGAUUACAUCAGUGUAAUGGGAGACAAAUGUAGCCCGGUUUGCAAAAUCGGUCUUAAAUUUGACUUAUGGUAGAAAUUUUCUGGUGUAAUUAUUGUUAGUGUUGUCUUUCCACCCAUUAAAUCUUUGCAGCAUAUAUUUCUAUCAGCUAAAACCCCGAUGCCAGUGCAAUUGUAGCAGCAAAACAGUUAUUCUGGUAGAAUUUAUCAGAACUUCAGGGAAGUGGGAUGAAAAACUCCAGCACCUUUGACUGAAGUUUUUUUUGAAACAACAGAUGAUUAGAUGGAAACACAGCUCAUUUCUAAGGCCCAGAGAAUGUCUCUAAAGGCCCUAAAUUUUCAUCUGCUUAAUCACUGCUGAUUUUGGUCACAUACAGAGAAAACUGAGUUUCAGUGGAGAUGGUAUAGACCCAGUACACGUUAUUGGUGAGUUUGUUUGGCUGUCAUGAAGUGAAUUUUAUAAAACCACGCUGUGAAAGAUGUAGAUUCUAUGUGGCAACUCUGCAAUAAACCCAUGUUCUCUGCUGUGCAGAAACCCACAAAGGGGAGUUAUUAACAAUUGAUAGCUUCUCUGUGGUUGUGUUUAUUUUCUGUAGUGACUAAUAGUUUACUUGAGCAGUGAGCAGCAGGUACUGCCCCACUGAGGAGAUCUGGCUGUCCAGGCUGUCAGCUCCGUGUGUGCCCACAGUGAGCUGAGGGAAACAGAAAUCUGGGAUGGUUUCUGCAAACACACAACCAGGAGAAAGUGUGUGUCUCCAACUCAACUGCUCAUUCACAGUUGGAGCACUACAAACUUGAAGGAAACACAAAUUCUUUACUGUAGCAGCAGUUCACCAAGUUCAAGUGAACCUCUUGGACAUACUGACACAAAAACAUGGCUACUAAUUUAAAGCACAAAACACAAGAAGAAAUAUUUUGCAAGAAGCCAGUGAGUCAUAUUUUCCUCAUAAAAUUGUUGAAACCAUUGUGCCCAGAAACAAUUAAAGAUGUGACUAGGGCUGGAAAAGUUUAGCCAUAAACACAAACAGACCCCAGUUUUUUGUUUGUAAAGGAUGAAGGUCAUUUGGCUUGAGGAAUAUCCUAAAACUAACAGAGACAGAGCAGAACACGCAGUUUGUGUGUCCUCAUUGCUCCACAGGAGCCCCAGUGUUUGGCCCUACAUGCCUGAAUACUUGGUGACACCAAAAGUUAAAUGCCAAUAGUCUGUUAUGGCAAAUCAUCAUAACAGGGGCAAACAAACCUACUCCUUUAAUUUGAAAAAAAACCCCUUUUUUUAUUUAUAUUAAAAAUGCCCCUCUGAGACCUGAAGGCUCAGUCAUACAAAACUGAUACUAAAACAUUUGAGUGGAUGAGUCCCUGGCAGUUGAGAUGUGUGGUCAAGACUCACCAGCUUUAUAGGAAUUUUUCAAGACUCCAUGGUUUUUCCAGUAGUUUGGUGUUUCAUUGCCCCUGGCAAUAGACUCCUUCAUUUUGGCCUGAUAUUUUUGUGCUCUGCAUAUGCCAGCCCCUGCCCAGCUACUGUCCUUGCAUUCUGUGCUUUUGGGAGGAGUAAAAGGGAGGAAGUUCCUCUGCUCCCUAGGGCAUAACCCCUGUAUUUAUGAGAUUUGGAGACACUGGCCUGCAUAGCAGAGCUUACAGGUUAGGAGGCAGAUUUGAAGUGAGCUUUGUUGGGGGUCCUUAUCUGAUUUAUUUCUACCCUAAAGGCGGGUAGAAUUUGAGAUGUGUCCAGAUGCUUUUUCUCAGGGGCACUUGUAACACAGCUCAGCACUUCAUUCAGUCACUCCAGCUAGAAAAACCCUCUGUUUAAACAACUGCAUUUAUAAGUCUUUCUUAUAAAUACAAUGUUGUCUUGACAUCCAACUUAUGGUCUUCUGCUCAGAAGUGUGAAGGGAGCUGUCAGAUUUCUAGGUCACUACAAAAAAUAUAUGUAUUAGGUGUGUGCCAAGAGGUAUUUGACUUUGUGGACAUUAUUUCAGAGCAAGAAAGAUAACCUCUCUAAUGGUGCUUUCCUAACGUGAUUGAAAUUCCCUUUGCUCUUGGGGAACUGGGAAAAUGUGCUUGGGAGUUGCUUUGGGGAGUAGCUGUGUUAGAGCAGAAGGUGACAGAGUCAGUGGCCUCGGGGACUGAGCUCUGUGCAGUCUCAAAAACAAAUGACCCUGAGGAGCUGAAAUGCUUUUGGCCAUGUCCAAGUGAGGCCCAAGUCAUCUCUCACUCCUACUGAUUUGCCACAGUACAUCUUUUUAAGUCCAGAAUUACAUUUGAUUUAUAACCACACAUGUGGCAGCAGAAUCAAGUCUGGGCAAUUUGAACAAUUUAUUUCUUUCCCCAGCUGAGUUUGGGGGUCUGUACAUUUCCAACAUAAUCCUUCACAUCUAAACUUCAGUGCACAGGAUUUUCUUCAGGAGUCUUCUCAUCAUUUUCCACUUUCUUUUCCCUGCCAAGGGCCUGCCUGGUUUUGUUUGUUCCAUAUCUAGGUGCUCCAAAGGCUGUCAGUCCAUGCAGGCAUUAGGGGUCCUAUAAAAUUAGACAAGCUGCUCCUGCAUUUUCUUACUCCCUUUUAGCCAUGAACUAAGUUUCCCAGGUUAAGAGCUAACAAAUAGAUCCUGGGAAUCUGGCUUAGCCUUGCUGAGGGAUGUGGUCAAUAACCAUGAGGCUAUUCCUUUUAUUUCUUCCUUUAGCAGCUUGUUAUGCAAUUACAUUUUUCAGUAAGUUGCAUGCUUUUUCAGGCUAAUGAUCCUUUUGAUGGGGUGACAGUUCACAGACUUACAAACAUCUGAAAACUAGAGGAAAGAAUGGAAAAUAUUUUGAAACUUCAGCUGUGAUAUGAUGCAAGUACAAAGUCUGAUUAAGGGUGUUAAGGAGGAUCUUUUCAAAGGAGUAUAUAAGUGCUGUACAGUUUGAUUAAAAGGUGAUUAAGACCCACCUACGUUUUCCAUGUAACAGAUUUCCAUGGAUACUACUGAGGCUGUGGAGUCCCAUGGACUCUGAUCCUCUGAGAUGUAAAAUACCUUGCCAUGCUCAGCACCUCUGACAAACCAGUGAGCUUGCAAAGCAGGCAGCUGUUUGGCUCAAAUUUAUCAUUUUCACAUCUUGUUCUAAAAUGUUUUACCUGUUUUUCCCAGAUGUUUUCAGGAGCUUGGCACAGCCCACAGAACAGACAAAGAGUCUUAGACCUCAGCCCAGAGAAUUGACUGAGUGGCUUCUCCUGAACCAGUCAGUCUCACGCAGGAUCUCUGCUUCUGGAAAUCCAGGACAACUGUUCCUGCUUUGGGAGAUGAUGAUACCCAACCUUAGUCACUGGCAGUCAUUCCUGUACUUGUAGACUAGCCCAGAAUUAGCAAAACACCCUCCAACCCCGUUCCUCUCGGGAAGUACAUCGAACCACUCAGUUCUCACGGGCACUCUGGAGGAGCAGUGAGGAGGUUGCUUUCCAGGGUAGUGGCAGAGCCAGGGAAAAAGCCUUAUGUUGACAUUUCUGGCCUCCUGUGUGACUAAUGGUAGCCAUGCUAGAGGGAGCAUCCACUGGUGGAUUCAGGGCUCGCUGUUCUUCAGAGCACACUGAUGUGGGACAAACAUCUGCAUGGCCAUGGAGAGCACUUUCUUGGAGUUUGUACUUCUCCCAACAAAUACAUACUGCAGCUUUUUGUUUGACUCAGUUUUACUCAGUUGUGGUGUUUACAUUACACCAGCUUGAGGGGGGAAGGAAGGGAAUUUUUCUGUAUAUGAACUGUCCGGGUGAUUUUCUACAGCUGCUUUGAAGGAUAUGUCUGUUACUUAUAUUGUGACUUGGAUUCUAUAGACACAUGGCAGAGAACACAGUUCUCCAGAAAGCCAAAGAGUUUGACUGAUGGAAAACAAGAGAGCAAUCCAAGAGAAACCCUGCCAGAGGAGGAGCAUGAACCUGAAAUUUACUGUUGAAACCAGACUUCUGCCUUGGGCUUAAGCACCACACUCAGCCAGUCCUACCAUUGACUGCAGUGUGGCUCUGCACACAUGCAAGGAACUGCUUUUUGGACCUCACUAAGUCUGGAGCUUAAGUAUUGUUCUGGCAUCCAUACUGAUUUGGAAAUACACUGGUUGGCCUGGACUCCUGAAGCAGUGGGACAAUUACAGGGUUUUUAAAAAAAUCACAAAUGUAGAGAGCCUGUGAAUUGAGGCUAUUCUGGCUUUUGCAUAGUGAGUUUGUAAAAUCAAUCAGAAAUUGAAGAGGGCAUGAGAGAUUUCAUUUUAGACCGUUCAAUCCCUCAUUAAUUGUAUAGUGGAUGGCAACAGAGGAAACAGGAUUUGCAGACAAGUCCUUUUUUUCAGAAGCCAACAGACUCCCUGACUGGGGACCAUGUCGGUCAAACUCACCUUUGUGUCCCCUGGUGAUGGGGGUGGGAUCAGCAGGAGCUGCUCCUUCACUGGGUUCAGCACUGUGCAAAGCAGAAAACUGGCAAAGUCUCUCAGCAGAAGCUCAGUGAGAUCAAGGAUGUCUCUGAAACCCCCCAAGGCUUAUAAUUCCCUGCAGAAGGGGGCACUGAUCUGGGAUCCAAAGCCACUGCAGGUGAAGAAAAUUUUUGAAGCUUUGAAGAAAGGACUUAAUGAAUACCUGGAAGCACAUCAGGCUGAAUUAGAUUAUCUCUCUGGUCGACACAAAGAUACAAAAAGGAACUCCAGAUUGGCUUUCUACUAUGACCUGGACAAGCAAAUCCGCUCUGUGGAGAGAUACAUCAGAAAGCUGGAAUUUCACAUAAGCAAGGUAGAAGAACUCUAUGAAGCUUAUUGUAUCCAGUGCAGGCUGCGAGACGGGGCCACUAACAUGAAACAUGCCUUUUCCCUGUCCCCUUCCACCAAAGCCUCCAGAGAGAGUCUAGUGGAGCUUUACAAGAACUUCCAAGAGUGCACAGAGGACAUGUGCUUCAUAGAGGGGGCCUUGGAGGUCCACUUGGGAGAGUUCCACGUGAAGAUGAAAGGGCUGGUGGGCUUUGCACGUCUCUGCCCGGGGGACCAGUAUGAGGUGUUUGUGCGACUGGGGCGCCAGAAAUGGAGGUUGAAAGGCAAGAUCGAGACCGAUGACAGCCAGACAUGGGAUGAGGAGGAGAAGAUUUUUAUACCCAAUCUCCACGAGAAGUUUGAAAUUAAGGUGACUGAGCUGCGAGGACUGGCCACUAUUCUGGUUGGUGUCGUGACAUGUGACAGCAUCAACUUCUUUACAACCAAGCCUCAGGCCAUCAUUGUGGACAUCACUGAACUGGGCACCAUCAAGCUGCAGCUGGAGGUCCUCUGGAACCCCUUUGACACAGAGAACCUGUUUUUGUCACCUGGAAGCACUGCCAAGUUUUCUGUGGGUAGCAGGAAGAGCUCGUUGUACAACUGGACCCCCCCAAACACCCCCAGCUUCAGAGAGAAGUACUACCUGUCUCUUUUGCAGCUGAGGCAGAACCAGGGGGAUGUAAGUGAUGAAGCCCAGCCCCCCAGCAUUCUGAGCUACUUGGCUGCCUGUGAUUUUGAUGACCAUGGGAGGAGCAAAGCUCACAAUCCUGCCGAGACCAGCGAGGGAGACUCGUUCAGCUCUGAGGACCAGAAAGGGGCAGAAUCCCGAAGUACAACUCCAGCUCUGGACCACAGGCCAUUGGUGAUUAUUCAAGAAACUGGUGCAGAAGAGCACCAGCACCCUCUCCCAGAUCACACAACUCUGGAUAUCCUGAAGAAGACUCCAUGUGGGGAUGGAUUUCCAAGUAACCCCUCCAGUCUUCCGAAUCGCCACAAGGGCAGGAGGGAUUCUGUGAGCCAGCCCAGGACUCGGCGCCUGCCAGAGCAGGAGGACAGCAGCCAGAAAAGCUGGAAUGCUGCAAGUGACCCGAGACUGGAUGGACAUACAAAGUCUAUUGACAAGACUCUCCAAGAAGUGUUGAAUUUGCUGAAAUCACACGAUGUGGGGCAAGCCCAGCUGGAGAAAUUGGAAUACCAGGUUUCGUCUCUGAGGGAUAAAUUAAAGCAAAAGACACUUCAUCACAAACACUCAUCUAUGGAGAGUUUAAUGGUGGAGACAGUCCUGGAAAGCUUUGACUUCCUAAACGCUGACUGCAGUGCUGAUGAGCUCUCGCUGUUUGGGAGCAUCAGGACAGCCAGUGUCAGCACAUACAAUGACAACACACUGAAGUCCCUGAGCUGUGACACGAGACCAGAAACUCAAGAUGUCACUACUGGUGAUGACAACUUAGACACGCUGUUGAUAACUCACCUGAAACUGUGCAAAGGUCUUCUGCAGAAACUGAGGUCACCAAACGUAGCCCAGGUUGUCCAGGAGAGCAUUUUGGAAGAAGUAUCUGAGCAGACUCGAGUGCUGGGGGAUGUCCUGGAUAUGUCUGUUGAAGAAAUUAUUCAGAAGACUAAGAAGAAGAAGCACUAUCUGAAGAUGUGGAGUGACCUUGCAGAGCCUGGCAGCAUCUUGUUGGCUUCAGCAGAAAGGUUCCGUCAUGCCCUGAAGUACACGAUGAUGCUCAGAGUGAAGGAGAAGUACCCCAGGCAGCUGGAAGCAGUGCUGCAGAGGCUGCUGGAGCAGAUCCUCACCUGUGAUGGGUUGCUCCCCACUCCAAACCUCCAAACAGAACCAGUUACUUUAUUCCAGUUUUAUAGCUACCUGGACAAGCACCACAUUGCCAGCCUGGAGAAACACUUGGGAAAACUUGCCAAGGAAGUGAUGCUGAUCGAGGAGCUGCAGUGCCCCGGGAGGCUGAAGACGCUGAAGAAGCUGAAGGGGAAGCGGCUGAACAAGCUGCAGCCGCUCCCGCAGACGCUGCGGCUGCUCGGGGAGCUGCAGCUGGACGAGAACCACCGAGUGAGCAAAGCGGCCACGUCCUGCCUGUGCCGCGCCGCCGCCAGCAGGAGCCUCAGGGCCAAGGCUGUGUUGUUUUACACUGAUGCUUUAUCUGACUGUGAUGCAAGACUUCAGCAAGCUGCAUGUUUGGCUCUUAAGAACCUCAGGGCUGUGGAGAGCAUUGAGCAGGUUGCCCACCUGUGCCAGUCUGAGACAGAGGAAGUCAGGAAUGCAGCCAGGGAAACAACGCUGUCCUUUGGGGAAAAGGGCCGCCAAGCCUUCGAGAAAAUGGACAGGAUCUGCUGUGAACUGAGGGAAACUGCCCAGCACGAGGCCGAGAUUGAAAUCACAGUGUUUUAGGGGUGCAACGGGAGGAGCUGCAUCCCACUGUCCUCACAGCCACACAGGACCUGAGGGAUGGCUUUGGUCAUCCCUGCUCUGUCUGUGCUGCAUCCUGCCCCAGGACAGGCUCAUUUCCAAAGGGCACAGUUUGCAGUCUCCACAACUCAGGCUGGAACACAUUUUCUCACCAUCUCUCAGCACGUGAUCAAAUACCAAGUGCCUGGAUGAAUGAAAGCUGGGAUCUCUUGGAAUGUGGCACCAGGUUGUCGCUGGAGUUAAAAUCUCCAUCUUGCUGGAAUUAGCUGCCCCUGCUCAAACUGUAAAUCCAAUAUGAUUUAUUUUCCCAUGAAGUGUUCUAUUAAUUUGGCAUUUCCCAAGGGAGAAAUGAUCGCUCUCCAACAGUCCCUCUGGAAGGCAGCAGACACCAGCCUUUUACACCAACAGAUCCAGCAGCAUUGCUCAGUGGAUUGUUUUGCCUGGACAAUUUAGUUGCAGAAGGAAAACUUGUUACUUCCAAAGUCUUCAGCCUGGUUGCAGCUUAGGCCACGUUCCAGCAGGGACAGACAGCGUGUGGGAGGAGUGUGUGUGCUCAGCAGGAGGGUCUGUGUUGGGUUUGCCAGGUGCAGGUCUGACUGAGGGAGGGACAGGUUUGGGUUGGUUUUAAAUUUUGAGUUUAGUCAUAGAUCAAGACUUCUCAUAAUCAUCCACCUGGUGUCAGGCCCUUGCUCAGCCCCUGGCUGGCAGGGCAGGGUGGCCGUGGAGAGAAGCCUGGCCUCAGGUACAAUACUUGAAAGGGUUGGGCUUGUGUGUACAUAUUUUUAUAUAUAUAUAUAUAUAUAUGUGUAUAAAACGUUUCUAUUCAGUAUUUAUUUGUUGGAUUUCAUACUGUUUUCUGAAGUUCUAAUAAACCAUUGAGCCA
Pseudopipra pipra is the source of this 12376-nucleotide messenger RNA. It is a transcript of the gene RIPOR3, whose product is annotated as RIPOR family member 3. Lineage: Eukaryota; Metazoa; Chordata; Aves; Passeriformes; Pipridae. The transcript is spliced from 22 exons. The record is from RefSeq and is a predicted model, not a curated record. The coding region runs from base 8650 to 11475 and encodes 941 amino acids.